This is a messenger RNA of Hemibagrus wyckioides, 754 nucleotides long. RefSeq names its product myosin, light chain 2a, regulatory, cardiac, slow (gene myl2a). Gene Ontology annotation, cellular component: myofibril; cytoplasm. Gene Ontology annotation, biological process: cardiac muscle contraction; muscle cell fate specification; heart development. Gene Ontology annotation, molecular function: calcium ion binding. The record is from RefSeq and is a predicted model, not a curated record. Bases 107 to 616 code for a protein of 169 amino acids. The transcript has 7 exons. NCBI's taxonomy places the organism in Eukaryota, Metazoa, Chordata, Actinopteri, Siluriformes, Bagridae.
AUUUAUAUCAAUCAGUAAAUGAGGGCAUGGCAAGACUACAUAAGAUCAUCAUUCGGUACCCCUUAGUCCAGCUGCAUCAUCUCCAAUCCUGUGUACGGGACCAGUUAUGGCACCAAAAAAGGCAAAAAAGCGGGCAGCAGAGGGAGCCAAUUCCAAUGUGUUCUCCAUGUUUGAACAAACUCAGAUCCAAGAAUUCAAAGAGGCUUUUACCAUCAUGGACCAGAACAGAGAUGGUUUCAUUGACAAAAAUGACCUGAGGGAUACUUUUGCAGCUCUAGGACGCCUUAAUGUGAAGCAGGAAGAGAUUGAUGACAUGCUGAAAGAGGCUCCAGGGCCCAUCAAUUUCACUGUGUUCCUCACCAUGUUUGGAGAGAAGCUUAAGGGGGCUGAUCCAGAGGAGACGAUCCUCAAUGCUUUCAAAGUUUUCGACCCUGAGGGAAAAGGUGUCCUGAGGAAAGAGUAUGUUACUGAGAUGCUGACCACGCAGGCUGACAGGUUCUCGAAAGAAGAGAUGGAGCAGAUGUUUAUCGCCUUUCCCCCAGAUGUAUCAGGGAACCUUGACUACAAAAACCUAGUUCACAUUAUUACCCAUGGUGAGGAAAAGGACCAGGAGUAAAUGUCUCACUGCUGGAACCUGUCACCCAGCUAUAGCCUCAUGCCCAGCAGAUCCAAAAGACCCAGCUAUUGCCAUCUGUUUAAGUAAUGGGACAGUUUAUGUAUACUUAAUUACAUAUAGUUAAUAUUUGCUUGUAAA